Molecule: messenger RNA, 1173 nt
Organism: Acanthocheilonema viteae
Lineage: Eukaryota; Metazoa; Nematoda; Chromadorea; Rhabditida; Onchocercidae
Source: the annotation of a GenBank genome assembly
AUGAAAGUAGCUGGCAUAGAUCAUUGUGUAUUACUGUUGGAUUCAUGCUCAGUUAAAAAAAUUUACGUAGGACCAUUGUUGGCAUCAAAAUUUGAUCACAUAUUGCAAACAACUCAUCGAAUAAAUAAAUCAUUAGCAGAUGUUGUUUCAAUGAAUUUUACAAAAAUAUGUCCCAAAUCAGAAUGCAUAUAUUAUUUGUCUCCGUUGGAUUUUUUCUUUUAUUGUUGUUGCAAUACGAAUUUCGAACUUUGUGCUUAUACAAGCAAUGAAAAAUCACUUUCAUAUGCAAGUAAAAAUGCGGAAGUUUGGGCAAAUAAUUUUCCAAUACGAUCAUUUCUAAAAGUUGAUUUACAUAAUGUUAAAACUGUUAGUAAAGUUACGGGAAAUCUGAUAUCAACUGGACUUAAUACACCUUUACAUCUUUGUGCAAUUGGUACAUAUAAUGUAACAAUUGGUAACUGGAAAAAGGAAGAUUUUACGGUAAAAAUAGGAAAACGUGAACUAUUAGCAGAACCGCAAAAAUUUUGCUAUUUUAUAGCUUCUUUGCAAUUUAAGCAAACGGAACGAAAGCCACCAACAUCGCAUAUUUUCCCGUGUAUGAGUCAAUUAUAUUCUUAUUUAAUGAUUUAUUUUAAUCGUCGGUUCGAUGAUACUUACAUUAAAUGCAGUCGUUACUUUCUGUUUGAUACAUUCGAUGAAGUGAUGCUCAUUGAAGAUUAUUCAUUUUAUUCACCGAAAAAUUUAACUCUGAAAAAAUUGUACAAGCAAGGAAAAAACCUGGACAAAAUGGGGCAAAAGUACAAUAUGACCAUUCAGCAUGGCUGUAUCCGUAAAAUAUUUCUGCCAAUUCUCGAUCCAUUCUGCAGAUUACUUAUCCCAGUUCUUACCAAUGUUAUUCAGUGUUCCUGUUUUCAAAGUCCACGUCUGCAACAGCCAUGUGAUGCUAACUUUGAGAAAGCAGUACAUGAAGAAGGAUCAAAAAUAACUGUGCCGAUAUGUUUAAAAACAUCUGGAAAUUUGAAAAAUCUCUCCAAUGACGAAUAUAAUUUCGGUAUUUUAGGCUCAGCAAAGUAUAUAAAAGCGCAAACAAAAAAUUAUCCAUUAUGCUACGAUAUGGUAGCAAUUGAUCCACACAAAUAUGGUGUUGAACAUCGUAGUGGACCAUUUGAUGAG